Molecule: messenger RNA, 1366 nt
Organism: Paramecium sonneborni
Lineage: Eukaryota; Ciliophora; Oligohymenophorea; Peniculida; Parameciidae
Source: the annotation of a GenBank genome assembly
AUUAAUUAUUAAAAUGACAACAAAAUAAAGUCCUACUAUUAUAGAGGAAGGCUAUGCUAUUACUAAUGAAUAAAUUAAAGAUCUUGGUAUAUAUUAUUUGGGUUACAUUAAUUAUGGAACUCCAUAAGAAAUAAAAUGUGCUGUGAAGGUUAUUGAUUUAAACGAAGAGGUUUUCAUAUUAAAUAAGUAUAGCAAUUAAGUGCUUAAAGAGAAAAAGAAGUGCUCUUAAAAGUUAAUCACAGGAAUAUUGCUUAAACUUACAAAAUCAUUGAGUAGAACAAUAAGAUGUAUAUUUUUAAAGAGUACGAAGAACAAAUUACUUUGAAAUCCAUUUUUUAACGAUUGUUGAAGGCUACUAUAAAUGAAAGUAUGAUAAUUCAAUAAUAAUAAAAGUGGAUAUAUUGAAUUUAGCUGUUCAGCUAAUCCAUUGUCUAAAUUAUAUGGAAUCCUUAUAAUUAACCAACAGAGACUUGAAUCCAGCUAACAUUUUAUAUAAUAGGGAAAGAGUGUAUAAAAUAUUUGAUUUUGGUUCGUCUAGAGUAUUAGAUGAUAAUUAAAUUUUUUAAUCAAUGGCUGUUGGUGGUAAUGAAGUAAAAUUUGAAGUUAUUCUAGUUUUUUAUGAGCCCUUAAAUGUUAGGAAUUGAUGAAACCCCUGAAAUUGAUUAUUACAAAAGUGAUAUUUGGAGUUUGGGGAUGAUUCUAUAUUAUUUUGGUGAAAAUACAUUUCCUUGGAGAAAAUCAAUAUAAGAUCAUUAAUUAGAUGAAGAAAUAGUAAAGAUGUCUACUCGUAAACUCUAAUUUCAAAAAAUCAAAUCUAUUUAAUUAUAAAAUUUGAUUGCAAAAAUGCUAACUUAUGAUUAAGGCGAUAGAGCAUCUUCUAAAUAAUUACUUGAAGACCCAUUAAUAUAAGAUAAAAUUUCAGAAUCAAAUCCAUAAGUAUAUCUAAUUAAUAAUUUAAAUUUAGCUUCGUAAAUUAGAAUUCCUGACUGAUUAAUUUCAAAAACUUAAAAGUUUAUAAGAAUUAGAUGAAACAUAUGAGGAAAUAGCAUUCAAUUAUUUGAUAAGAUUUUUCACCUAAAACAAGAGUUUGGUCAGAGAAUAAUCUUAAAUUUAUUCAUUUUAUAAAUAAUUAUUAGACUAUUAGAUGUUUAAUAAAAAAGAGCUAUUAUAGAAUUUUAAACUUUAAUAUAAAACCAAAAUUUUGAUCAAGAAUUUUGUUAAUGAAUAUAAAAAAUACUCAACUUUAACUGAUCGUUAGAAUUAGGAAUUAGUAAUAUUAUUGAAAAUAGUUGAAUGUGAGUAGAUUUAAACUGAUAAUUUGCAAGAGUUAAUCCGAUACGCAGAAAAUAAAUAUUUAAGUGUUUGA